Molecule: messenger RNA, 466 nt
Organism: Ambispora leptoticha
Lineage: Eukaryota; Fungi; Glomeromycota; Glomeromycetes; Archaeosporales; Ambisporaceae
Source: the annotation of a GenBank genome assembly
AUGGUGGUAAUAAAUAAACCAGAAAAUGCACCUGCACAUUGUCCGGGACCUGACACAGAACAAGCAGGUAAAGCUUCAGCGUGUGCAGGUUGUCCUAAUCAAAAUAUAUGUGCAACUACUCCAAAGGGUCCUGACCCAGCCAUUCCUCUUAUCAAUGAAAGAUUGCAUCAGGUGAAACAUAAAUUACUAGUUUUAUCAGGGAAGGGCGGUGUGGGAAAAAGCACGUUUACUUCGCAACUUGCCUUCGCCUUCGCCAGUGACGAAAAUGUACAGGUGGGUGUUGUGGACAUUGAUGUGUGUGGACCAUCAAUUCCAAGGAUUAUGGGAUUAGAAGGAGAGCAGAUACAUCAAAGUAUGUCGGGAUGGUCACCCGUUUACGUGCAGGAUAACUUGGGGGUGAUGUCCAUUGGAUUUAUGUUGCCUAAUCCGGAUGACGCUGUUAUUUGGCGAGGACCAAAGAAAAAUG